GCGGCUGCUGCGGCUGCUUUCGCAGAUUUGUAAACACAGCAGUUACGCUCAGUUGAUCUGUAACGGGCGGUUAAGCCCAUCCAGAUGGUUGUGGCAGCUGCUGAAAAGCGCUGCCGCUCUUGAACGUAGCCUCGGUUUAUAUUUGGCUUAAAGGAGACGCAACAAAGCGCACAAAAUGGUUGUGCUCAAGGCCCGGGCGAAUAAGUAGGUUUACUAUAGCUUUAAGAAGAAGAAAAUAGUGUCUGCUUCUUUAAAAUUAUAUUGGUUUAUUGCUGAAUAGAUAAUUAAGAAAACUUUGUAGUUUCUAAUCAAUAUAUAUAUGUAUUUAAUUUGCGACGAAACCAACUGAAAAUGCACUACUGUUGGAUAAAGGCCGCCUGCAAUCAAAACGGCUUUAAAGCAGAUGUGGUCCGUUUUUCCUCAGUUUGCAAGUAAACCUGCCUGACUUUAAGUGGAAUCUGAGGUGGUCCUAAGUGUCCUCACGGUGAUGGAACCAGCCGGUGACCGAACCGGGAAUGUAAAUAAAGGUGAAGAUCCGACGGAGGACAAGGCCGCAGAAGAGACCCCGGGCACCAGUACAGCUGGUACGCCACGGAGGGCGCUGAGGGACCGGGGAGCGGGCCGCCCUAGGUCUGGCGUCACCGCUUCUGUAGCGGACGUUAACGGCGGUACGUCGAGCCCGCAGACUUCGGGACGGGUUUUAAGAGAUAGGUCAACGAGGGCAGUACCAGCCUGGCUGAAAGACACCAAAAGCAGCGACGACGACGAGGACGAACUUAGCUCGGACGCCGGUGCGACCAAGCGGAGGAAAGUUUCCAACUCCAGGCGGAAGAAAAAUUCAGAUACUGCAGGUUCGGCUGAGGGAUACAGCCUUCAAGGCACAGAACAAGAGGACGCCAAGAAACCUGCCACAGAUGCCCAAGCCCUUCCCUCCAGACGCCCCUCAGCCCAGACUCAUGCCAAGACUCCAUCUGGCAGGGCUGUCCACAGCUCUGCCAAGCCCAUGUGUAAGACUGAACCUGGAAUGGAGAAUCCAGCUGCUGUGGAAGGAGCUGUAGAUGAUAAAGACAAGUAUGAAAUUGAAAAGAAAGAGGAGGAAAAUACCGGCGCUGCUGAACCAGGCUUGGAUGAUGAAGAUCCUUCUUUUCAGGAUGACCCAGACAAUCUCAACUACCAGCCACAGAGUCAGAGUGUAGAAGAAGAAGAGGUCCUUAGCAGCGAGGAAGAUGUUCCCUUUAGAGACGACUUAAAUGAUCAAAGCUACGACCCGAAGGUUGAAAGGGAUGCUCCUAAACCAAAGCGCAGAGUUCCUCCUAGACCCAAGGAGAAGAAAGAAAAGGAGAAACCACUGAAGAAAGAGAAGGAGGUUGCUGAGAUAAAAGUGGAAGGUUCAGACAAUGUAGAGAGCAUGCAGGAGGAAGUAAAGCUUGAAGAGGAAGUAGUGGAAGAUCCGGAUGGACCCAGGAAGAGAGGUCGGCGGAAAAAAGACGACAAAACCCCACGGCUGCCAAAGAGAAGGAAGAAGCCCCCAGUUCAGUAUGUGCGCUGCGAAAUGGAAGGAUGUGGGACAGUGCUGGCUCAUCCUCGCUACUUACAGCACCAUAUAAAGUACCAGCACUUACUCAAGAAGAAGUAUGUUUGUCCUCAUCCUUCUUGUGGGAGGCUUUUCCGCCUACAGAAGCAGCUGCUGCGUCAUGCAAAGCACCACACAGACCAGAGGGACUACAUCUGUGAGUUUUGUGCUCGCGCCUUCAAGAGUUCCCACAAUCUGGCCGUGCACCGCAUGAUACACACUGGAGAAAAGCCCCUACAGUGUGAGAUCUGUGGCUUCACUUGUCGCCAGAAGGCAUCUCUCAACUGGCACAUGAAGAAGCACGAUGCUGAUGCUACCUAUCAGUUCUCCUGCUCUAUUUGUGGAAAGAAGUUUGAGAAGAAGGACUGCGUGGUGGCACACAAGGCCAAGAGCCACCCGGAGGUGCUAAUUGCUGAGGCGCUGGCAGCAAAUGCCGGCGCUCUCAUCACAACCCCUGCCUCUCUCUUGGAGCUCCCGGGAAAUCCUGCGCAAGCAGAGGUCACUGGCUUGGAUGCGAACCAAGUUGGGCAAGACGGCCAGGUGGACCAGCUGGGCCAGGAUGGGCAGCAUGUGCCUCAGGUCUCCCAGAUGGGUCAUGUGACCCAGCAGGUGAGUCACCAGGUGGUUUUGCUGGGACAAGAUCAGAGCCUCCACACCAUGCAGGUGCCUGUGACAAUUGCUCUGUCCCCUAUCGACCCCCCAUCACCGGCCGAGAACCAGCAGCAGACCCAGCUCCAGCUUCAGAUGCCCGUCCAGUUUGUGCAGACUGCCCAGCAGCCCCAAAUCCAACAGCUGACCCUCCAUUCCAACUCAGUGGUGACCCAGCAUCAACCGCAGCUCCAGCCUCUUCAGUCAUACACUUCCCAGCAGCAGAGCCAGGGCCAAACACAAAUCCUGCAGAUGACCUUCCAGCCUGUCAGCCAGUCCCAGACCCACAUCCAGCAGAUCCCCAUUCUAGCAGCCUCUCAGCAGCUCCAGCCUCUGCAGACAGCAUCCCCGAGCCCUCCUCUAAUGUCCACUUCGGAAACCCAGAGCCAGGUUCCCGUCUCCACCAGCGGGGACAGCUUUAUGUUGGACAAUCCAGUGCUCUCUUCCUCCUCUCCCUCAGCCACCUCUCUUCAGCAGACAGAAGUGGUGGGGGAGGAUGGUGUAAUCUGGGAGCAGGCCGGGCAGGGGGAGGUCCUAGCUGAUGGCACUGGGAGACACAUGCAGCAGACCCUCAUGUAAAACAAAAAGGAUGCCAACAGAACGUAAUCUAGAGGCAGUUUAUGUUACCAGUGACCUGACAUACUGUUUCACCACGUUUGAGGUAAAUGUAGGCUCACUGGUAUAUUAUGUAAUGCUCACUCAUCGUCACAUUUGGUAGAUUUUUAGACUUCGUAUCAGGGAAAGAUAUGUGUUUGUAUGUGUAUGUUGUUGCCUUUGUACCUAACAGUCCUGUAACUAGCCACUUAUGAGUGUGUGUGUGUGUGUGUGUGUGUGUGUGUGUGUAUAUAUUGAUGAGGUCUUGUUGCACAGCUGUUGCUAUUAUGCAAUAACAUAGCAUACCUCUUAGUAAUAUACAGCACAUCUAAUGUGUAAUGUGCAGCAUCAACAAAGUUCCUACUGGAAUAAAUCGGUUUAAUUUAUAUCAUGAAACACAUGAGAAAGUUAUAAACUCCCUCUGUGUGUGUGUGUGUGUGUGUGUGUGUGUGUGUGUGUGUGUGUGUGUGUGUGGAAACACUCAUUUAUUGUCCAGCUUUCCUGUGACACUUUUUAUUUAACAAGGUUAGAAAUCAGCUAAAUCUACAAAAAAAGACAUUUCAAAACUUGGAAAAGACACCAAAAUUUACAGAUUGUGCAUAUUCCAGAUUUUGUCUCUUUUUUUUUAAAUGACAUUAGUGCAGCUUUGAAGGAAAUGAUAACCCCUAUAGUUUAACUCUACAAGACUUUUAGGAGCUGACAUGUACCCUUGAACACUGCGACUCAAAUGUAAGCCUAUCAAAUAACAGCAAGCACUGAUUUGUCAAUAAGAUUUGUUUAAUGUAAUUUGAUAAGCAAAGCUAUGUAGAAACUUUAUGUGUCAGCGGCAUCUCUCUGAUCUCUCACAUUAGAUUUGUGUUAGAGCAAACAGUCCACUUAAAAGUUGUAAAUAAACAUCUUAACAUUUA
Messenger RNA from Pundamilia nyererei, 3723 nucleotides. It is a transcript of the gene zfp91, whose product is annotated as ZFP91 zinc finger protein, atypical E3 ubiquitin ligase. NCBI's taxonomy places the organism in Eukaryota, Metazoa, Chordata, Actinopteri, Cichliformes, Cichlidae. The record is from RefSeq and is a predicted model, not a curated record. Gene Ontology annotation, cellular component: nucleus. Gene Ontology annotation, molecular function: transcription coregulator activity. Bases 488 to 2800 code for a protein of 770 amino acids. Gene Ontology annotation, biological process: regulation of transcription by RNA polymerase II. The transcript has 12 exons.